AUGACCUGCGAGCUGCGCGUACCGGUCGGCUGGACAGAGCGAGAAGAUCAUAACUUGCGUAAUGCAGCUUCCCAGCAGAACGAACAAAGACUGUCGAAAGGGACAGGCAGUUACCAAGUUUGGAAUGAGGUGGGCGGCUGUAGCUUCAGUGAUGCAGAGCCGACAUGCAGAUCAAUGCUCGAAGAGAUGGUACCACUAUCUCGAUCCGUCUCUCUGGACCACAGUGCCUGGAUCGAUCUAGACAACGUGCAACUCAUCGACGCCGUGGGCCGACAUGGUCGAAAGUGGCAUGUGAUUCUGGAACGACGGGCGAGGCAGGCACUCGAAGGUGGUUCAACGCCCUCACACCCCACGGAUCUCCCGGACCAGCCAACACAAUCUAGAGUCAGUUAUUGCUCCGGGACAGGGACGCCCAACACACCAGGGGUGUUCAACCUCCCGUCAACUCCUGACCCUGAACUUGCCGUCCAGGCAUGGACAGUCGACGGCAGCCGAGACGUUGUCAUGGGCAAUGAGUACUUGGUCACGACUCCAGACACCUUGAUCAUCGACGAAGGGCACAGACACCAUCCUUCUCCAGGCAAUCCGAUCCAGCCUCCAUGGACAGGUUGGUCACUGGUUUUUGGAGCUAUGGGGACUGAGUACCCACGCACCAGCAGUACCAUGUUUCUAGAGCAGCUGGAGUCUGAAGUCAUCAACAGAUUGAUCUCGGUGCUUGUUGAAUCCAAUGCUUCAGCCAAGAUGAGGUUAUUCUAG
Molecule: messenger RNA, 756 nt
Organism: Exophiala aquamarina CBS 119918
Lineage: Eukaryota; Fungi; Ascomycota; Eurotiomycetes; Chaetothyriales; Herpotrichiellaceae
Exons: 7
Coding region: 1-756 (251 amino acids)
Source: RefSeq, a predicted model, not a curated record